This is a messenger RNA of Zea mays, 975 nucleotides long. RefSeq lists its product as uncharacterized. The transcript has a single exon. The record is from RefSeq and is a predicted model, not a curated record. NCBI's taxonomy places the organism in Eukaryota, Viridiplantae, Streptophyta, Magnoliopsida, Poales, Poaceae. Bases 93 to 623 code for a protein of 176 amino acids.
UGUGUCAUGACAAGCAGUCUCGCCAGGUGAUAACGUAUUAAAACUGUGGCUGGCUGCCCUAGCCCACAUUCUUUGUACGCUUGCAUUACAUCAUGGGGCUUGCUAAGCGACAUGGCCUAGCGGGUUGGUUAGGACCAGUACUAGUAGUGACUGGUGGUGACUGGUUAGUGUAUAUAUAUAUAACAAGAGGCCCGCGCGCGCACACACAUUGCAUGCUCCCAGGUCCCAGCGCACCUGCUCCAUCCAGGUUUCAGGCAAGCCGUCGAGGCCGGCCGGCGAUGGAUCGCCAGGCGAGCCGUCGAGGCCGCCGCCGGGGGCGCCACGUCCGGCUCGGCUCGCUUCUCCGCCUCCGUGUGCGGCUGUUCGGCGGCCUCGCCGGCCUCGUUGCCCGGUGCCUGGAGGAGCUCAACUGCUGCCCCACGAGGAGGACUACGACGAGGAGGAGGAGGAGUCAUAAGAUGGCGGUCAGCCACGGCGACAGGCGCCACCACCGACCUGCGCCAGCAGAGAGGGAGGAGAACUCCCUCCAUGCAGAGGCCAUUGCCGAUUGCUUGGAGUUUAUCAAGAGAUCCUACCUGCCUGCGGCGGCUGGAGCUGGUGGUGAUCGCAAGCCGGAUCGCUAGCUAGUAGCUACCCUUCUUGCCCCGGUUUCGGAACCAAAAUUUGGCACCCACUUCCUCCCAGAAUUCCUUGGUCCCAGACAGACCAGGUCCCAAGUGCUCUGCUCCUGUAGUUUUUUUUUUUUUUUUUUGUACAGUGCUCUGCUCUCUGCUCUUGUAGUUUGUACAUAUAGCAGUUUUGCGAGUGACCUCUGUUCUGUUGUUUCGUGUUGUGUGCAUCAAGAGUGACCAAAUCUGUGUGGAGGAGGAGGAGGAGGCGAGUUCUUUCUUCCUCGAAUGAAACGAGAGCUUGUCUAUGGCUGCUGAGAGGUGAAAUGUCGUUCUCUUGGCAAUAAGAAUACGUGUGGUGUGGCUU